GAGCAGCGCUUGUCCCGUCCUGAACGUGGCGGGAGUCAAAAUGAAGCCGUGAGGUAAACAAGAAACAAAAUAAGUCUCUUCACACGGUGUCUGGCCAUGAGCCGGUUACGUUCAGCGAUGCAUAAAGGCAAAAGAGCCGCACAGGAAAUGGUAGAAACUGCAAAACCAAAGCGCAAGAGGACAAAGACUGCAGUGAAAGAAGAGGAAACCACAAAUGCUGCCUUGCCGUCCGCGUACCACACCUUCCCUGAUCCUGCUGAUGUUCUGCAGCUGCGCUCUCAGCUCCUGAACUGGUACGACAAGGAGAAGAGAGAGCUGCCAUGGAGGACUCUGGCUAUGACAGAACCAGACCUCAACAUUAGGACAUAUGCAGUGUGGGUUUCAGAGAUUAUGCUGCAGCAGACUCAAGUUGCCACAGUAAAAGACUACUACAACAAAUGGAUGAAGCGGUGGCCCACGGUGCAGGACCUUGCAUCUGCUACACUUGAGGAGGUGAACCAGAUGUGGGCGGGUCUUGGCUACUACUCCCGGGGGAAAAGACUGCAUGAAGGAGCUCAGAAGGUUGUGACAGAGCUGAAGGGACAGAUGCCUCAGACUGUCGACAGCCUGCUGAAACAGUUACCUGGUGUGGGACGCUACACUGCUGCAGCUAUAGGCUCUAUUGCACUGGGACAGGUUACUGGAGCCGUGGAUGGCAAUGUGAUUCGAGUGCUGUGUCGCCUGAGGGCUAUAGGAGCUGAAAGCACAAGUCCUGCAGUAACAGAGGCACUGUGGGGUCUAGCCAAUACACUGGUGGACCCAGAGAAACCUGGGGACUUCAACCAGGCCAUGAUGGAGCUGGGAGCACGAGUGUGCACCCCUAAAGCACCAGUGUGCAACCGGUGUCCUGUACAGUCUCACUGCCGCUCUUAUCGCAAGGUUCAUGUCAAACAAGAGCAAAACUCUAAGAAGCUUUUGUUGAAGCUGGAGAGGAAGACUUCAUCCCUGCCUGAUAUAGAAGACUGUGUGAGCAGUGGGACUUGUCCGCUGUGUCCCUCGGAUCCCUGGGACGAUGAGUUGGGCGUUCAGAACUUCCCCAGAAAGCCGGCAAAGAAGCCACCCCGAGUGGAGCGAACUCUGACCUGUGUGGUGAUCAGACCUGGAGAGGAGGGAGAGGACGAGUACCUGCUCACACAGAGACCGAACAAAGGUUUGUUGGCAGGCUUGUGGGAGUUUCCAUGUCUUCUGCUGGAGGAGGAGAACUCUGAGAUGAAGCAGAAGAGGGCGCUGUGUGCUGUGAUCAGCAGGAUACUGGGAACUCCUCUGACUGAGAGCCUCUGCAAGUAUGUUGGAGAGGUGGUUCACAUCUUCUCCCACAUCCACCAGACAUAUGUGGUUCACAGUGUGCGUUUGAAGGACGGUGACACACAAACACAGACUGAAAAUGCACAGUGGCUGAGCAGAUCUGCUCUACAUGAAGCUGCUGUGUCCACAGGACUGAAAAAGAUUGUGAAGCUCUACGAUUCUGUGGACAAUCAAGAAGAACAAGCCUCUAAGGAUGGAAAGAAGCAAAAGGCCACUGGUGUAAAAAAUGACAAGAAACCACAGGCCUCGAAAAAAACAAAACUGGGUGCAGCCAAAAAUGGAGGCAGACAACUCUCCCUCAGCUCCUUCUUCAAGGCAGUGAAAGAGGAAUCUUGAUGCAGAUGUGUGUGUGUGAAAGUCCUGCAUGGUGCCUUUCCAUGCAUAUGAGUUCUCCUGCAUUCUUUUGGUGCCACAGGAACUAAAUACAAAAUGCCAUCAAAUUAUUUUAAAGAGAUCAGUUUUUAAAUUUUUAUAACAUGAAGCAAAAGCAACAAAAAAAAUCAACAUAUUAAUCAUUUGAUAUUCCUGUAGGGACUUGUAUUUUAUUACUGUGUAGACUUUUACUUUUUCAUCUGUAUGACAUCCUAAACAUUACAUCAUCAUACUGUCAUCAUUAUAUGUAAGAUAAUUUUGUUACCACAAUAAAAUUGUAAUUUUAGGAGGGAAAGAGUUUAUUUUGGAUAACAGUGCCCAGUUCAGAUUCACACUCAAGACAAACACCAGGCUUAGUCAUCUUCCAAUCAAAACCAAGAUUUAUCAAGUAUUUUACAUUUUUUUGUAUCAAAAAAAAUCUCUUGUGUUACAAUUAAAUUAAAUUUGUUAUUACAACAUACCAAUUUAUUUUGUAUCAUUUUUUUUGUGAUCAGUUGGUCUGUCCUUAGUUUUCAAAGGUUAUUAUAACAAGAAAGUUGAAGUUGUAUUUAGCCCAAAAUCAGAAAUCGACAGUGACUUCUUUGAGUAAUGCUUGGGUUAAUGUGUCAUAUUCUAAUUCUGCUGAGCUCAUAUAAUGGUAUGCUCUUUGGUGGAGCUUAUACAGAGUAAAACAUCAGUUUGACUGCUUGGCGUUAUGUCUCACUAUUCAGCUGGAAGACCUGCAUGGAUAUAUGUCGUCGUCCUGGAUUAAUGUUCACUGUGAUUUUCUCAUCAAUCUACCUCUGGUCCUGAACUGUCAGCAGGUUUAACACAGCCAUGAAAAACUGCUUUAAAUAAAACUCACCAGUGGAGGGGUGGAGGAAGUAUUCAGAUCUUUAAUAACACACUGUAAAAAAAAAAAAAAAAACUCCAUUACAGAUAAAUGUCCUGCACUUAAAAAUGUUGCUCAAAUAAAAGUAUAUAAUUGAUUAAUUAACACGGACAAAUGCGCAUAUGAGUGACUUUCUUACACUAUAAUAUUAGAUUAGUAUCAGUGUGUUCACAUGCAUGUUACUGUACCAGGUUUUGUUUUUUUUAUCAUAUUCAGAUGAUACAUGAUCAUAGCUCUAAUUAGAUUUCUGAUCAUCUGUGUGCAGGUGUGUCAUGAUUUCUAAACAUCUCGGCUUCUUAUUUUAACCAACAGAGACUGUUCACAAAGCUAGUAAAGGUGUUUACAUGCCACACUAUCCUGGAUUUUAUCAGGUAACACAUCCAGGCCAUAUCCAGGUUUCUGAAACCAGAUUAUGGUGUGUUAAGGAUGUUUUAUCCCACCAACAGUCAAUUCUGCAUUUUUUUGAAUUCUCUCUUAAAUAUAAACAAAGUAAAAAUACCUCAGAUUUGUACUGAAGUGCAGUUCUUCAGUAAAUGUACUAUCUAUACUGUCUAUACGUAUCCUUCGAUGGACAAGAAGGUGCUUUUAUUUCAUUAGAAAGAUAUAUGCAGUAGAAUAAAUAUAUGACAGAAGAUAAGGAAUAAAUAAAAAGUAAAAUCAUUUAGGAGGGAAACAGCGCCCACUACUGUGCUGAACAAGUAACCAACUGAACCUGUUAGAGAACAUUCAUUAGGAAAAAAGGGGGCAGGAAGUGAUCUAAAUCUUCUCAAUACUUUCUCCAUUUACAAUCCACUUACAAAUCUCAGAAUUCUGAGUUUAACGUCAGAGUUCUAAAAAGAGGAAAUAAAGAAAAAAGAAAAGAAAAUUCACAUGUGGCCCUAAUGCAGAAAAAUGUUUAUGGAAAAGUAAGAAUUCUGAGUUUAAAGUAUAGUAAGGUAAAAAAUAUUCACAUGUGGCCCAAAUCGUCUUCCGUAAAUUCCACAUUGUUUAGUUUGUUUUUGUUCACCCUUUGGUUUCUGGUGUUGCUGCUCGCUCCAGUCCGUCUCAAAUCACUGAUCGCUGAUCACAGCACGGGGAUCUGGGUGUGACCAAACUUGGGGGCGUGCUGAAAUUUGUACGUAUUUGUCCAACAGCUCCAGAUAGUGUCCAAAGGUUCUGCAGCGUUGCUAACUGCUGAAACACCGUUUGCAAGGUCAGAAGCCGAAGCCGGAGUAACCGGAGAGGACCCACACAGGCAUAAGGAGAACAUACAAGCUCCACACAAAAACACCCCUG
Molecule: messenger RNA, 3862 nt
Organism: Seriola aureovittata
Lineage: Eukaryota; Metazoa; Chordata; Actinopteri; Carangiformes; Carangidae
Gene: mutyh
Product: mutY DNA glycosylase
Exons: 16
Coding region: 97-1680 (527 amino acids)
Biological process (GO): base-excision repair; mismatch repair
Cellular component (GO): nucleus
Molecular function (GO): purine-specific mismatch base pair DNA N-glycosylase activity; adenine/guanine mispair binding; oxidized purine DNA binding
Source: RefSeq, a predicted model, not a curated record